AUGUUGAUUACAAUUUAUUGUGAUGGUUACUUUUAUAUUAUUUAUAGUUUUUACAGUUACUCCUGCACAAAUACAAGAUUUCAGGAAAUGGAAAUACUUUUAUUACGAAUCCAAAAGCUAAUUUUGAUUUUUGUUUGCUUAAUGUAUGUUCUUUUUAUUUAUAGAAUAUUGUUUUAUAUUGUAAUUCUAGUACAAUUCAUUAACUAUCCAGAAGCGUAAUCAAUUUUACUUUCAAUGUUAUCGUUUAUGUAUUUGAUUUACCUGGUCAAGUUCGAACCUUUACAAUCUCCAUUUGAAUUUUUUUAAAUAAUUUAUAGACCAUUGCUAAUUAUGAUAAUUACUUGCAAACGAAAUAGAAACGAUAAUUUGAAUAAUAAAAAGGAUACUAUACUAAUCAUUAAUAAGAAUUUAUAGUAUUUGAUUAUAAAAAAAAUGAAUAAUAUUUCUAUCUUUUUCUUAAUUGGUUUUAACAUCUUGAAUGCUGAAAGCUAAAUCUUAAUAUGA
Molecule: messenger RNA, 504 nt
Organism: Paramecium primaurelia
Lineage: Eukaryota; Ciliophora; Oligohymenophorea; Peniculida; Parameciidae
Source: the annotation of a GenBank genome assembly